CAGCGCAAUGAGCAGAAAGAAUGAAACCGAACGGCAGAAGCAAAUACAGGAAAAAUGCCAGAUGCUGUUAACCAAGAUGCUGCGAGACGAUGACAACAAGUACUGCGUCGAUUGUGAUGCUAAAGGACCCCGUUGGGCGUCCUGGAAUUUAGGCGUGUUCCUCUGCAUCCGUUGCGCCGGCAUCCACCGGAACCUGGGUGUGCACAUCAGCCGGGUUAAAUCGGUCAACUUGGACAGCUGGACGCCGGAACAGGUGGUCUCGCUGGAACAGAUGGGAAACUCACGGGCUCGUGCCGUGUACGAGGCAAUGAUACCGGACGGAUUCCGUCGCCCACAAACCGACUCCGCGCUCGAGAGUUUUAUCCGGGCGAAGUACGAACACAAGAAGUACCUGGCUCGCGAAUGGGUUCCGCCACCGCCGCCAAAGGUGGACUGGGAUCGAGAGAUUGACGAGGAGAUCGAGCGGCAGAAACGCAAGAAAAAAGCUUCCUCAUCGAGUAGCGGCGUCGGUGCCUCCACUGGCGGUGGUGGCCUUUCGCUUUCGUCCCCGGUGGAUAAAAAGGGUAUCUCCGCGUCCGGUGCAUCUCCAUCCUUGUCCGGAUCGUCUGUGGCGGGGGCUUCAACCGCCGUGCCAAAAUUAAAAGCACCUGCCAGCAGUAUGAAGUCGUCGAGCCGGAAUUCAGGCAUUUCAUUGGCGUCCUCUUCUAGCCCAGCGGUAACCGAAACGGCCACGGUACCAUCGGUUGCCCCCGUUACGGCUCCCAGUGCUGGCACUGAUUUGCUGGGGCUAACGCUGGGCGAAGGCAGCUCCGGAAUCCCGCACGGCGGUAAACUACCGCUUAAUGGCGCCGCGGCUGCAACCGGUAGCAACGGGUUGGACCUGUUGGAGCGGAAACACGCCGAAACGGACGAGCUGGCCAAAGCGGAAGCAGACUUUUUUAAUCAAUCUGGCCCGGCUGGCGGAGUGGACGCUAGUGGCAAGUUGACGAAGGAUAAAAUUAUGGCCCUUUAUGGGUCGGGACCGAACGCGAUUGGGCCGGCCGGGUAUGGUGGGUUUCAGCAAGCCGGCAGCACAUUCCCACCGGCCACAACUGCACCCCAGUUCAAUGGCGGUAUGCCAGUCCCAUCCGGUGCAUUCGGUGCAUUCCAAACGUUCCCGGGCAUGAACGGCGUAGCAGCAACCGGUGCUCCCGGCCAGUAUCCCAUGAUGGGGGGCAAUGUAGCGCCCCACGGGCAGAUGAUGUUUAACAAUGGGAACCCUGCACCAGGCAUGUUCCAAACCCAGGGCGCGCCAACGCAACAACUAGGUAUGGUUCCUGGGUACGGUUCGAUGCCACAGUAUGCUGCUGCCCCUCAAACGACGAUGGGAUUCCCUCCGAUGAUGGGCAUGCAGCAGCAUGGCCAGUCGAUGCCGGCAUUUGCCAACUUUCCCAAGCCCGUCCCUCAGCAGCAGCAGCAGCAACCAACGGCCGGUGAUAAGCUAAGCAAUCAGUUCGGUACAAUGAAUCUGAGGGACGUGUGGCAAUAGAAAUCGAGUGGGUGUCCAGGCUGAGUAACUUAUCUAUUAACCCGUUAUCAUGCUCCUCUACUCGUUCGGCCAAUAACAGGUGCUUACCGGUAGAUACCGGAACCGCACGUAGGAGCAACGUCUAUCAACAAAAGAGAAAUAGAUAUACAUAUAUAGGGCAAUUACUUAUUUAGCUAAACGAAACGAGAGAGAAAACUAAACGCAAACAUAUAAGGAUCACAUUUAAUAGUAGGAUAUUUUGACCGGGUUGGGGAUCUUCCUUCUCUCGCCCGUCUCUUUGUUUAUUGGUUAUUUCCUCUUUUUCAUUGGACAUGGACAGGAAAGCUGUCACAAAACAGGGAGUGCAGACAGGCCUGGAAUGAGCAUACUUUUCGAAAUAGUAGCACCGUAAGGAUGAGAAGACACAGUGAACGCAUCAGAUGAACUUUUCACGGGUGGUGUAAUGGAACAUGCAACGUUAGCUUGUUUGUUCGUUUUUUAUUAGAUUGCUAAUGCUAUAUUAUAGGACUUUACUGUGUAUUACGUCGCAAGGUGCGUUCUUCCUAGCGAUAUUUAGGUAACUGAAACAAAGUACUAGAUCGCUGUCAAUGAACCUAAAAACCAUGUGCAAGGUUAGGGUAAACAAAAUGCAAUUGUAAUCGUCUACGUAGUCACGCACGCGUGCAAAGUGUGGGAACGAGUAUGCAAUGUUUGUACGGAGGAGUAAAGAAGAAGGAAUAUUUCACUUUUGCAUCUACAGGUAUCGUGUAUUGGAAAAGUUAUGUGGGAAAAUGGGAGAAUUGUGCGAUGUCCAAGCAUCCACACUAGCAACCGAUGGCCUACGCCUGCCAGCACCCUGUUACUGAACGUGUCUUGUCACGUGGGUCGUGCAGGGCCAGGCGUGGUGUUACUGAGGUGCGCAAGCAGUUUUAGUGUAGGAUAUAAUUUAAAAAAAAGAUGAAUUAAUUGACUGUAUUCUAGUGAAGAAGUAAAUCAACAAGUAUUUGCCCGGCGUCCCUCCGCCGUUGUGUGGUAGGUACGAUUCCGGACAUGUUAUGUUUAGCUGUGGGAAUAAAUCGAUCGACUUC
Messenger RNA from Anopheles nili, 2595 nucleotides. RefSeq names its product stromal membrane-associated protein 1. Bases 8 to 1528 code for a protein of 506 amino acids. The transcript has 2 exons. The record is from RefSeq and is a predicted model, not a curated record. Lineage: Eukaryota; Metazoa; Arthropoda; Insecta; Diptera; Culicidae. Gene Ontology annotation, molecular function: metal ion binding; GTPase activator activity.